AAUCACGAGGACUCGCUCCAGUAAGUUUUCCUGCACCCCUCCUUCGUCUACCUGCAACUAGUUCGGUACGGGUCGACUCCGAAGAGCCGUUCACACUGCUCUUCGACUUGACAUGAGACUCCGUAUUCACGAACCUUUCGGGCUGGAUACUCUCCAGCCCAGAAGACAGUUGCUAUAUCUAUCAUGCUCUCUGUUUGAGGUCUAUGUACUGCUCGCUUUGAUGAAGGUCGUCGGACUGCUCAGCGGCGGAAAAGAUAGCUGUUAUAACUUAUGCCACUGUGUCAAGAAUGGCCAUGAUAUUGUGGCAUUAGCCACUCUAGGUCCCGAGGCUGGAACAGAUGAGCUUGACUCGUAUCUCUAUCAGACUGUGGGGCAAGAUGGAAUCCACCUCGUGGCCGAGGCCCUCCGGCUGCCACUGUACCGCCAAACUAUCAAAGGAACCCCCGUCGAGCUCGGCUCAGAAUAUGGAUCGCGCUGCCAUAAGAGCUUGAUGAAGGGCGUUGAGGGUGAUGAAACCGAAGACAUGUAUAAUCUGUUGAAUCGAGUCAAGUCCAUCCACCCAGAGAUCACUGCUGUCUCCGUUGGGGCUAUAUUGUCCAGCUAUCAACGUGUUCGAGUGGAAUAUGUUUGUCAGCGUCUCGGUUUGACCGUUCUGGCCUAUUUGUGGCAGAGAGAUCAGGCAGAACUGCUGCGUGAAAUGGUCGAGGCAUCCGUUGAGUCGGUGCUAAUCAAAAUUGCUGGGGUCGGUUUGAUGCCUGAUCACUUGGGCAAAAGCCUCGCCGAAAUGGAGCCUAUCUUGACCACUCUGAAUUCUAAGUAUGGUGCACAUGUGUGUGGGGAGGGUGGAGAGUACGAGACCUGCACGCUUGAUUGUCCGCUGUUUUAUAGCAGGAUCUCAUUGGAGAAGACCUUGCUCACCCAUCAUAACGAAAGCUCAAACAUUGCGCCGGUGGCAUACCUACGCUUACUCUCCGCCAAACUUUCUCCAAAACCAAGCAGCGUGCCCGAUUUGAAUGCAGUAACCGUGCCUCCAUUACUCGACGCAGAAUCCGUCAAGACCAAGCUUCAAGUUGGAACGCACCAACCCCCCUCACUUCAACGUACCCGUACAAGCCUUCGUGAUACUACAAACAGACAAUCGAGUGUCUCUGAAUGCGGCGACUGGGUGGUCAUAGCUUCAAUAUUUGGUUCAAGUUCCUCAAUCUCUCCCGAUAACAUUGAACAGACCUUAGAAAACGAAGUUGAAGAGGUUUUUAACAACCUCGAAGUGCUACUUGCGAAAUCCUCUCUGACCUUCGUGGAUAUUGCACACAUCAAUCUUCACUUGAGCUCGAUGGCCUAUUUCUCGGAGGUCAAUCGAGUUUACUCGAAGAAGUUUGGCACAUCGCCGCCCACACGAGCCUGUGUUGCGAAUCCCCUUCCCGGGACCGCCCGCGUGAUGCUCGACGCCAUCGUCAGACGACCAGCCACUGAUCUUCAUCAUCGAGACAGAGUGGCCCUCCACGUCCAGAGUCGCUCAUAUUGGGCCCCAGCUAACAUCGGUCCGUAUUCACAGGCAGUGAUGGUGGGAUCCAAGAUUUUUGUGUCGGGCCAAAUUGGCCUCGUUCCAGCAACGUUGACUUUACCCGUGCCAAGAUCAUUCAUGGAAGAAGCAGUUCUAUCGCUCCAACACGCCCGCCGGAUCCUAGCCACUUUCCCGGGCCCGCAAUGGAUCGAGAGCAUUGUCUGUUACUUGACCGAGAUCUCCCAUCUGGAGCAGGCUAGGAUGGUCUGGCAACACACCAGCUCAAUACAUCACAUCCACAUUCCGGUCUUGUUCCUCGAGGUCUCCGAAUUGCCUAAGGGUGCACUCAUCGAAUGGCAAGUCGUCGCAGGAACUGACCAGAGCUCAGCUGAUCAGGAUCAGGAUCAGGAUGAACUUGUCGUGCCUGGCCCCGCUUACGUCUCCCUUGGCCAACCUACAUUCUACGCAUGUCAUUCCCGACCUUCUCGGGCCCUCACAGUCAUUGGGACUCUUCCAAAAGAUCCAGUCGUUGGAAUCGAGUUACCUCCACACCAUGCGACAUACAUCCGUGGCUUCCACACCGCACGGAUUUCUGCAGUCGAAGCCGAAAGAAGGAUCAGGGACAGUUUCGGUUCAAGACAGGAUCAAAAAGUCGACGACUGUGCCUUGAGCUUGAGUUGUGUGAACUCGAUCGGCUUGAAUACUGGCGCAGCUGAUUUGGACAUCGGAUUUUAUAUGAUGGGCGUUCUUUCACAGUAAACACCUCGCAAAUCAAAUCUCUGCGUCUUCCAGCCUUUUGGCCUUUGUCAUGUUGCGAAUAUAUCUCUGUGAGGACUUUUUGCAUAUCGGGCUUUCUUCCCACAGUAUAUGCUUUCAAUCCACCGCUUUCUCAUCUUCUCUGAAAAUCGACAGUGUUAGAAAUCAGGGACGUGCGGACGUCCCCUCUGAUCCUAACCUCUUGCUCAGAAUUCGAGUGAUCAAUUGAUGCUGAGCUGUACAUUUUCGAUAAUGUUAUAUUGAAACUCAUGUCUGUAUAUACAAUUUUACAUCUUCUUUCACAAGGUCAAAAAGGUCUUAGUUGAUGGAUGGUUUAAGAACAGUGCAUUGCUGAACCUUCAACCCGGUAACCAGAGUACCACUAAACCACAGGAACCUUGAAUUUGCUUGGAUUGAUUGCCCUUCUGUUUUGAAUGUGACACGAAAUAAGUGCGGUGAUGAAUUGAG
Messenger RNA from Puccinia graminis f. sp. tritici CRL 75-36-700-3, 2728 nucleotides. RefSeq lists its product as uncharacterized. Gene Ontology annotation, molecular function: diphthine-ammonia ligase activity. The transcript has 12 exons. The record is from RefSeq and is a predicted model, not a curated record. Gene Ontology annotation, biological process: protein histidyl modification to diphthamide. NCBI's taxonomy places the organism in Eukaryota, Fungi, Basidiomycota, Pucciniomycetes, Pucciniales, Pucciniaceae. Bases 113 to 2263 code for a protein of 716 amino acids.